This is a messenger RNA of Exaiptasia diaphana, 4390 nucleotides long. RefSeq names its product son of sevenless homolog 1-like. Gene Ontology annotation, biological process: positive regulation of GTPase activity; Ras protein signal transduction. Gene Ontology annotation, molecular function: protein heterodimerization activity; guanyl-nucleotide exchange factor activity. NCBI's taxonomy places the organism in Eukaryota, Metazoa, Cnidaria, Anthozoa, Actiniaria, Aiptasiidae. Gene Ontology annotation, cellular component: plasma membrane. The transcript has 33 exons. The record is from RefSeq and is a predicted model, not a curated record.
ACUUCGCCAAAAGCAGAGAUGUUUUCAAAACACAACUUCCGAUUUCGCUUUACUUUGAUUGUUUCUUAACGUUCAAGUGUACUUAAUCUGAUCAGAAUUGAUUACUUAAGCUCUGCAUUUGCUCAUUGACGUCCAGUUCUAGGUCUAGUAAUAGUUUUUGUAGGUUUAUCUUAGCAAUGAAGGCUUUGGCUUCGGACGGCUCGCAGUGAUUAGCAAAGGUCAAAGACUGUAGACGGAUGCAGUGGUACAUUGACAAGAAUCCCUACUUUCUCUGUGAAGUAUCGCUUGGAAUGCCUUGUUUCUAGAGAGGAUUACCAUGCCUAUUUCGGAAUGCGAGGAGACGCUGGACCCCUCUAAAUGGAAAGGAAUGCUUUUGGCGCCUCUGCGAAGGGUGCAAAAAGACGUCCAUCCAUCACUCGAAGUUCAAGAUGAAGCUUUGAAUUACAUAGAAAAUCUUAUCAUCCAUUUGUUAUACCAUCUCUGUGCUUGCCAGCCGCACACAGUCAGUGAUGUAGAAGAUCGAGUCAACAAGACUUUUCCAGACCCUAUCGACAAAUGGGCCAUAUUAGAUGCUCAGGCUGCCAUUGAAAAAGGCAAGAAAAAAAGCACCCAAUUGAUUCUACCGGCCGACAAAAUACAUCCCCUAAUCAAGGAUAUACUAGGUUACAAGGUUGAUUAYCAGGUUUCUGUGUACAUCGUGGCUGUCAUGGAGUACAUAUCAGCUGAUAUUCUUAAGGUAAUACUGCCAAUCAUUCAAAAAUAAUCUAAUAUUACAUGUCAAGACAUCAAAGUUGCCUUGUUUGCAGAUAAAGUUUUAAUGUAUAUGUUUCAUCCUGAUGACAUGGAUGCAUCAGUUGAAGAAGAGAGAAUMGACAACCAGGAGCUUCUCACGUAUGAAGAAGUAGUCAGAGAAAUGAUGAUUGUAGAAUCCAAAUAUAUUAGAGAUUUGAAUAUGUUAAUCAAGGUUUUCCGUGCACCUUUUAUCGAGGCAAAAGACUUAUUUACUCAAGAGGAUGUUGACAAAGUUUUCAGCAAUAUAACUGAGAUUUAUGAUUUUUCUGUGGCUUUUUAUGGGCUCCUUGAAGCAGCAAUUGAGGUAGCAGAUGAGGGCAAACCACCGGCCAUUGGAACAUGCUUUGAAGAGAUGGCAGAGGGAGCUGAGUUUGAGGUGUAUGAAAGCUUUGCAAAGGAGCAAAUGUUAUCAGAAAGCAAAAUGUACCGCCAUCUUGGCAUUGGAGGGAAAUUAUAUGAACUUCUUGCCCGACCUAAAGUYGCAGAGUUCUUUAAAAGUAAAGGUGAUCGUUUUAAGGAAACAGUACAAUAUUGUUUACCAAAGUUGCUCAUGAUUCCUGUACAUCAUUGUCUUCACUACUUUGACUUGAUCGGGUUGCUAUUAAAAACRAGUCCUGAUGAUAAUGAUUUAGAAAGCCUUGAGCAGGCACAAAGUGCUCUCAGAAUGCUUCAGGCUGGCAUGGAAAGAAUACUUUCAUCUAGUCAUAUGGUCAAGAAAAAUGAGGAUAAAUUUAACAGAGCACAGAAAAGAAAAUCAGGAGUUUUGAAAUCAGCAGCAUCUACAAUGAAUGAAUUACAAAGGAACAUAGAUGGAUGGGAGGGUAAAGACAUCUCCCAAUCUUGUACUGAAAUUCUUAAAGAGGGAAUACUUGGAAAGUUGCACCCCAAUAAAAAGUCCACAGAAAGAUAUGUAUUUCUUCUCGAUGGACUGUUAAUAUGCUGCAAGCAAAAUACCAGACAUACAUUAUCUGGACAAAAUUCACCAGAAUACAGAUUAAAGGAAAAGUAUUUCUUGAGAAAAGCAGAUAUAAAUGACUUAGAUGACACUGCAGAUAUAAAAAAUGCAUUUGAAGUAGUAGAACAAGAUCAGCCCAAGGCUUUGUUUAUUUGUAAAAAUGAAACUGAGAAGAAUGAAUGGAUGGCCAUGUUGAUGACGCUAUACAUGAGGAGUACAUUGGAUCGUAUGUUGGACCACAUGCUAACAGAAGAAGAGAAAGCCAUUCCGUUGCGAAUGCCGAGUCCUGAAGAAUACUGUUUUUCAGAAGAAGAUAAAGAUGAAAACAUAGUCUUUGAGGAGUCUCAAGGGAACUCUGUGGCUCCUGUCAUUAGAGGAGGGACAUUAAUUAAACUAAUAGAAAGACUCACACAUCAUAAGUAUGCUGAUCCAUCAUUUCUACGUACUUUCCUUACCACUUAUCGAUCAUUUUGUAAACCGAGAGAACUCUUGGAUCUGUUAAUAGUUCGAUAUCCUUUGCCUGAACCGCCACCCAGUGAAGAAGAUCGACAGGCCAUGGCUAGAGGAAAACCAGUAUUGAGAGAAGACUUGAAAAGAUUUAAGAAGGAGUAUGUUCAACCUGUCCAGCUUAGAGUUCUGAAUGCCAUCCGUCACUGGGUCGACAACCAUUUUUAUGAUUUUGAAAGAGACAAACAGUUGUUACUGAAACUGGAGCUAUUCCUGAAGGAGGUGAAUGGAAAAGCGAUGCGCCGAUGGGUGGAGUCCAUUAAUAAAGUGAUCAUGAGAAAGAGCAACGUCGAUAGUGACAGCCUUGCUCCUGAAAUCACGUUUGAAAAGGACCCUCCUAAGAUUGAGUGGCACUUAACUGAGGACUUCACAAAGUUUAACAUUCUUACUCUUCACCCAAUUGAAAUAGCACGUCAGUUGACGCUCAUUGAAUCAGACCUUUACAGAGCUGUCCGUCCAUCAGAGUUGGUUGGUAGUGUGUGGACAAAGGAGGAUAUCAAACAUCUAACAUCACCAAACCUAUUGAGGAUGAUUCAACAUACAAAUAACAUAACUAUUUGGCUGGAGAAAAGUAUUCUAGAAAUGGCAAACCUUGAGGAGAGAGUUGCGGUGUUAAGUCGAAUCAUUGAUAUUUUGUAUGUUUUUCAAGAAUUGAAUAAUUUUAAUGGCAUCUUAGAAGUAGUUAGUGCAUUGAAUUCAUCUCCCAUUUACAGAUUGCAGCAUACAUUUGCGGAAUUAUCUGCCAAGCAGCAAAAAAUCCUUGACGAGGCCAAAGAGCUCACAAGUGACCACUACAAGAAAUACAUCGAGAAACUUCGCUCCAUUAACCCGCCUUGUGUUCCCUUUUUUGGAAUGUACAUGACCAACAUACUAAAGAUUGAAGAUGGGAAUCCAGACUUUCUGCCAAACUUCCCUGAAGGGAUUAUUAACUUUAGCAAAAGACGGAGAGUGGCUGAAAUUACUGGUGAAAUCCAGCAAUACCAGAAUCAACCAUACUGUCUGCAGAAUGAAAUGUCAAUUAGGGAUUACUUGGAGAAUUUAGAUGCUUUUGAGGGGAGAACGGACAAAGAAAUGGAAGACUUUUUGUAUAAACUAUCAUUGGAGGUCGAACCUAGAAACACCAAACAGGCUCCUAAAUGUCCACGAGUCACAGAAGUCCCACUAAGAUCGCCCGGUACAAGACUAAUACAUUCAAGGCUUAGCUCUACAUCGACAAUGAGGCGGUCAUUAUCGCAAGCAUCAUCUAUCAUCUCAUUAGCAGAACAAGGGGAUGUCACCUCACCAACGUCUUCUACCUUCCAUACUACUCUCCCUAGAACACCAUUGACCAGCAACACCUUUCUUCCCAGUGAAACAACGCCUCUCAUCCCAGAAUCACCGUUCGACGAAUCAGAUCCUGAUUAUGAAAAUAUUGAAAACUUUGAGAAAAAAGAGGAACCUCCAGGCCCGCCUGUGCGGCCCCCUAUCCUACCUCCACGAACGCACAAACAAAGAACGGGGUCAGUGAUCGAAGAAAGAACUCCCAGUGAUCUCACUCCUGUAGCGAUCAAGAGAAUGAAUUCUGAACCUUGUUUUGACUUUAAAUUCAACGAAUCACGUGAUCCGACUGUAGUACCAUUAUUACCUCAAAAACCUGUUAAACAGGUUCCGACAAGACGACCGCCUCCUCCUCCACCCGAUGAACCUGAAGAGGUCGACCAAGUUAUCGCCCCUCCCCUCCCCCCUCGUCAUCCCCUCAGGACGCCGCCGACCACACCUGUCGUAGCUACACCAGCUCCCCCUCCUCUCCCCCCACGGUCAUCUCAAGUAAUUGAACAAGAAACUCUAUCAAUAGAUCAAAACGGAGCGGACAUUGCACCGCCUGCUUUACCACCGAAGUCCAAGAAGACAUAGUUAAUAGGAAUUAAUAUUGAGUGGGUUUGUUAUUACCAGAAAUUAGUAAGCUUUUAUAAACUACAGUAGAAAUUUUGACUGAACACAACAGCACAUGAAGAACUGACACAAGAACAGUGCUUGAUUUUUAGCAGAAUAAUUGAUCUCCUAGGCAACUAAAUACAUACGUCAUAGGUGAUUUGUUACUAUAGUAACGACUUUUUGUAAAACAACUAUAAAUAAACAAAUUUAUGUAAAAACAAA